AAUUCAAAAUUCAAUGUUAUAUUUUUGUUUGCGGCAAUGAAAAUCAAGUAAAGUUUUGCAUUUUUACAAUUUUUACGGCUUUUCACGAUGAAAAUGGAACGUAUUCUGAACUGCUUUCUGUGUCAGGAACUAAAUAACGAAGUCUUUCCAAUAUUGGAAGCAGGUGCUACUGGAAGUGAUCCAACAAUGGCGGAAAAGGAUUCUGCCGCUCGAACCGGAAGUGAACAACUGCUCCCGGACUCGAGAGGAGCGAUCGUCAUCAAACACUUUUGGUUUGUAAUGGACGAAAUUGUUCACGAAUGCAUCUGUACCGAUUGCUGGAGGAAAAUCGAAGAGUUCCAUCGAUUCUACUUGCAAAUACAGGAUGUACACGAGCGCCGAGUUGAAUUUCCCCUGGUUGACGUCGGUAAUGACGGACAAGACCCUAAAGAGUUGAUCGAAGAAAAGAUAGAUGUUGACGAACUACCAAUAGCUGUUUUUGACGAGGCUACGGAAGUCAAAAUUGAACCGGAAACAGAUUCAUCAAUUACAAAUUUGGUCGAUUCGGAUCAUUUUCGGUGCGAACAGUGUGGUAAAAGCUGUUUCGAUAGCGAGGAUUUGAAACGACACAAAUGUCACAUUUUGAAGUACCAGGUCAAACGAAAGCAUCCUGAAAAACUGGAAAGGGAAAAUGAGGAAGAACCCAGCCCAGAAGAACAAAAGAAUGAACAGAAAGAUGCUUUAAUAGCUGAGCAUUGUAAGAUGAUCUGCAAUAAUUGUUCGGAACAAUUCCGUAGCUUUGCAGAGCUCCAAAUCCAUUCGGAAUCUGUUCAUCGUUCACAAGUCAGCAUUUUCUGUUGCAAUACAAGGUACACGGUCCGAUCGACGCUUCAUAGACACGUGAUGAAAGUUCACAAUAGACUUAAGUUUCCCUGCGAUCUUUGUGAUCGAGUUUGUAUAAGUAAAAAGGGUUUGGCCCACCAUAAGACAAAGAUGCAUGCUAAUGGCGAAAACAAAUAUGAUAAGGAAGAAAGUUUGGAUAGCUCUGACGAAGAUUCGUCACAGCUGGACGCUCCUGUGAAUGUUGAGGAAAGCGAGGAAGAAGAAGACCUACAGGAACUGACCUCCACGAAAGUGUUCAAAAUGAGAUCACCUGCCAAAGUUGCACGGGACAAUGCACUCAUAGCAAAGUAUUGUAUUAUACAGUGUGAACAGUGCUCUGCACAUUUUCCCACAUUUGCAGUGCUGAAUAAUCACUGCAAGGACGCCCAUGGGAGUCGAGCGUACGUUUACUGUUGUGAGAAAAAGUUCGGGUCCCGAAAUCGGCUGCUGGAACACGUCCAGUUGCACGUUAAUCCAAACCAGUUUAAAUGUGACAUCUGUGAUAGAGUCUGCCCGGAGAAGGAACUAUUGAAACGACACAAAAUCAAGAUGCACACACCCGAUGAAGAGAAACCGUUCGAGUGCGAUCGUUGCCACAAGAAGCUGGCAGAAAAGCAGGAAUACAAAAAGCAUAUGGACUACCACGUGGCAUUGGAGACCAAAAAGUACCAGUGCAAGCAAUGUGAAAAGUUUUUCGGCAAUGUAACGCUCUUAAAUUUGCACGUGAAAAACUCCCAUCCCACCUCGUACGAGUUCGUGUGCGAUACCUGUGCCAAGGGCUUCAACCGGCGCGGCGAUUUCCUGAAGCAUUUAAGGGUUCACGACCCGCAGGCAGCCGAGGAACGGGUACAGUGUCCGGAGUGCGACAAAUGGUUUCGCAAGGGUAGCCUCCGGUUUCACAAACAGUUGCAUCAACCCGUAGCGAUAAACUGUGAUAUUUGCGGUAAGGAGUCCAGCAAUCAACUCGCCCACCGUAAUCAUAUGCGGUACGCUCAUACGGCGGCCAAAUUUGAGUGCCAGUACUGCGAGAAGAUAUUUAAGCUUUCGAUCCGGUUGAAGGAGCACAUCGCGUCGCAGCACAGCGGCGAGAUGUUGUACACCUGUCCGCAUUGCCCGAAAACCUUUAAGUCCAAUGCCAACAUGCAUUCGCACCGGAAGAAGAUGCACUACCAGGAGUGGCUCGCGACACGACAGAAGCGGAACGAAACGUUUACGAGGUCCCAGGCGGAUAAGCCGGUGGCUUAAGGUAUUAUUUAGUUUAUUUUUUAAUUAAAUUUCUA
Messenger RNA from Uranotaenia lowii, 2141 nucleotides. RefSeq names its product zinc finger protein 91-like. Gene Ontology annotation, cellular component: nucleus. Bases 88 to 2106 code for a protein of 672 amino acids. Lineage: Eukaryota; Metazoa; Arthropoda; Insecta; Diptera; Culicidae. The transcript is spliced from 3 exons. The record is from RefSeq and is a predicted model, not a curated record. Gene Ontology annotation, molecular function: zinc ion binding.